This is a messenger RNA of Manacus vitellinus (golden-collared manakin), 2791 nucleotides long. RefSeq names its product testis expressed 9 (gene TEX9). The record is from RefSeq and is a predicted model, not a curated record. NCBI's taxonomy places the organism in Eukaryota, Metazoa, Chordata, Aves, Passeriformes, Pipridae. Bases 1 to 1134 code for a protein of 377 amino acids. The transcript has 11 exons.
AUGGCCCAGGCUCCCAUCCUGGCUAUAGCUCACCAUGCCUGGUCAGAUGAGGAGAAUGGCAUUUUGUUGGGGCGACUGAAUGCAGAAUUAGAAGCCAAAACAGAAAAACUGGUGCGUCAGGCUGAAGAGCUGAUGAAAGGCCAACAGAAGAUACUAUCUCGACCAGUUUCAGUACAGUCUAAGUCACCUGAAGAUGACAGACAGAGAGAUCCACUCUUCUACUCCAGUCCUGAAGUUUCAUCUCCUACACACUCACAUGCCAAGGUAGCAAGCAAGAAGAAAUGUGCUGCUGCACCCACAGAUCGGAACAGACAGUACUCUGGAAGUAAGGGAAAAAGAACAACUUCAAGUUCAAAAAUAAGAAACAUGGAAGUGCAAAGUGCUGAUGGUGUUGCAGUACUGGAAGAUUGCAUAGGUUUUUCUUUAACAAAAGCAAUAAGCAAAGUUGAAGAAAAACUAAAGAAAGGAGUCUUACCAGAUUGUCCAGAUGAUGAUAUUAUUCCAAGUGUUGGAAACGAAAUGGGAGCAGAAGCUCAAAUCAGAUUUCUGAAGGCAAAGUUACGUGUUACACAGGAAGACCUGGCAAGUGUAGUGUUUGAAUGCAAGAAAAAGGAUGAUCAAAAUCAGAAUUUAGAAACUCGGCUUAAAGACACUGAAGAGGAAAACACGAGACUGCAGCGAACGAUCAGCGUGCAGCAGAGUCAGACUGAGAAGUACAAAAUGUUGUCACAGGAAGCAAACAAAAAAAGUGAAGGGUUACAACAAGAAGUCAUUGCACUAGAAAAGGAGCUGGAGAACCUAAAGCGGGUACAAAAGCAGGCCACAGCCAGUCAGAGUGCCACAGAGGUUCGACUGAACAGGGCCCUGGAGGAAGUGGAAAGGUAUAAAGUGGAGCUGAACAAACUGAAGCAAAGCAACAAGGAUGUAGCUAACCAAGAACUCAAAACAAUUGAAGAAUUAAAAACAGAAAACAAGAAACUGCAGAAACAAAAAGGAGAGCUAAUUACAGGUUUUAAAAAGCAGUUAAAGUUAAUUGAUAUUUUGAAGAGACAAAAGAUGCACAUUGAAGCUGCCAAGAUGCUUUCUUUUACUGAAGAGGAAUUCAUGAAAGCUCUUCAGUGGGGAAAUUAUUGAUUCCAUUAAAAAACAGCUUCUGUUUGAAAGACAACUCAGAUGGUACAUUAUUUUGGGACUGUAUAUGAAUCCUUGUUAAUAGUCAAUAACUGUAUAUCCCAGCGAAUUGAUUUUGUUGAUUUUGCUUAUGUUUAAAUUGUUUAACUUUUGUAAGCCUGACAGCUUGGGUUGUAAUGUUGUAUGAAAUACAAAUUUCUACUGCAGUGUCAGGCCAAACUGUCCAUUCUGUAACUAGCAGAGAAGCACAGACCGUGCAAGGAAUAGUCCAACAAGUGAACUUUGUUAAUCAGUUUGCUCUGGUUUAGCAUUUAAAACAAUACCUUAUCUAUGGUAAUAUUCAGUCCAAAGAAGGCAGGAUUUAGUCUCAGAAAAUUUCUCGUUGCAACAGAAAUAAAUUAACCAGUGAUCCAGUUGAGAAGAAAAUGUCACGUCCUUUUUAAAACACGUGGUUGGAAAAUUGGCCUUGUCUGUUCUCUGUAACAGAUCUCCCCUCAAAGCUGGUUGGUCUGGCAUCUAAUUUAAGCACCAACAGCUCUUUUAUAGAAAUGAUCAUAACUUGUUUUAGUCAUUACAUCUUCCCCCCUGGCUGGCAUAACCACACAUGAGACUUGCCCCUCACUGCCCAGACAGACUCCUUUAGUCAAGGUGAAAAUAUUAAACCUUUCCCUGGCCAUCAGCUGCUGCCUGGGGAUAAGUCAGGAGCUGUGACUAUUCACAGGUGUUCUACAAGCACUAGUCAUCAUUGUAAUCAAGAACUAGGUAAAAGAUUAAGGGUCGAUGAGCUGAGCAUACCAUGUGUACAGUAAUGAACAGGAGCAACACAGGCCUGUGCUGCUUCCAUGAACCUGUCAGACCUCUGUGAUUCCAAUGGAUUCCUCCCUCAGGGGAAGUGAAUAGGAACAUGGCACAGAAAGUCAGUUUAUGCACUGAAAGGUACAAACAGUGGUUCUGACCUCAGAAUGGAUCAAUGUCUCUGCCUUAGAUCUACCAGCAAAGUACCUCAGAUCUACCACUUUGAGGAGGAUUAGGAUCAUAGUAGUGUAGUGCCAGUACAGCCAAAUCUUCCCAUUCCCCCCACAACUAGUGCAUGAAGAGAAUCCUGUAGUCCAUAUUGGAAUACAUGUGUGCAUUUACACCAGCUUGGUUUCUGCUGUGCUGCUGGAGAAGACAUUUCUAUCAUUGCUACACCACUAACUGAGAAGAACUGAGAACUCAGGACAGUUUAUUGAUGAAAAAUGUGCAGCACACAUCUAUAUAAAACUAACUGCUCAUCAGCUGAGAACUUUGGUCUUAAAAUGGAGACUUUUAAUGGUGUUAAAAAGGAGUUCCUCACUGUUAACAGCAAAUGGAAGUUUUCAUUGGGAAUCAGCUGACACCUAGUGGCAAAGCAGGAGCUGAGCUGGGGAAAGGUUCAGCUCUCUUCUGAUAAUUCAUUACCUCUUCUCUGCUGGUAAGCCAACCUAAAAUCUUCUCCAAGCAUGUUAAUGUCAUUUUCAUCUUUGAGUAUCCCCUGCAGUAAUGGGAAAGAAACACACAUUAGAAGGGAAAACUAAGUAGAGAGAUUUCUGUGGAUCUCUGCAAUUUUCCAUCAAGAGAAUGGAUAGUUUGUAUCCAUAAUACCAUUGUUACCUUUAAAACAAACCUGAAACUCAAGCCU